AUGACUGACUCUAUUAAUUCAGCUAUUGCUAAUGAAGAACAAUCGGCAGCUAGAGCAACAGCUGAUGAGAAUACUGCAGAAAUUCGAAAAGAAUAUGAAAAUCCUGAUAACGAUAAUAAUAAAACAAUAUCGAAACCAAUAAAUUCAUCAUCAACUAAAUCAAAUGAUAAUAAUAAGAAAGAACCUCCACAAAUGAAUAUUCAAUUACAACAUUAA
Messenger RNA from Rotaria sp. Silwood1, 216 nucleotides. The record is from the annotation of a GenBank genome assembly. NCBI's taxonomy places the organism in Eukaryota, Metazoa, Rotifera, Eurotatoria, Philodinida, Philodinidae.